AUGGCUGCUAGGCGGCUAUCUUUGGAUUUUAACAACGAAGGGGUGUUUGGGAGAAUCGGUUGGGAGGAGUGGACAGGGAAACCCCUCGUUGUGGGUAGGCCCGGGGAGGGAAGGGAAGGUGGUGUGACUAAAGGGAAAGAGGGAGGGGAUGGUGGUGUGAUUAGAGCGAGGGAGAGAGAUGAUGGAACUCAGAGGAGGGAUGAUGCACAAGCAGAAGAAGUCCUAGAUGAAGGGGGAGAUAGGGAUGGGGACUUACACAGAGGAGGAAGGGAGGAGGGAGGAGGGGGUGGGGAGGGGACUCUAAGGGAGGAGAGAGCAAAGCGUUGCGACAAAAAUCCGGAGGUGCUGCAACGAAGCUUCCACAGAGCUUCGGAGGUUCCUGCGGCUGCGGUGUCUCAGCAAUCCUGCCAUGCAGUUUUGUUGCCUUGUGAUUCAGUGGAAAAUGCUGCUCCAAACGCCCCUGGCAGCAACACAGGCGAUAGAGAGAGUUUGACUGGUUGCGUAACCGACCGCAAGAGCGGCAGAAGAAGUGGCAGCAGCAGUGGCAGUAGCAGCAAGCCCAUUCGUCCCCCUGUGAGGCAUGCGUCUUUGAAUCUGAGGCAUGCUGUGAAUGAGUGGAGGGAGGGGCAGGAGGGGACGGAUGGGAGGGAGGGGAAGGAGGGGAGGGAAGGAAGCAGGGAAGGGAGGAAAGGGAGAGACGGGAGAGAAGGGAGAGAAGGGAGGGAAGGGAGGGAAGGGAGAGAAGGGAGUGGCAGCAAGAGUGGGAGCAAGACUGAAAGCAAGACUGGCAGCAGCAGUGGCAGUAGCAGGUUCCUACGCCCCCCUGUAAGGCAUGCCUCGUUGAAUCUGAGAGAUGCUGUGGAUGAGUGGAGGGAUGGGCAGGAGGGGAAGAAAAGGAGUGGCAGCAAGGCAGAGAGCAAGAGUGAGAGCAAGGCUGGCAGUGGCAGUAGCAGGCCCAUGCGUCCCCCUAUAAGGCAUGCCUCGUUGAAUCUGAGAGAUGCUGUGGAUGAGUGGAGGGAUGGGCAGGAGGGGAAGAAAAGGAGUGGCAGCAAGGCGGAGAGCAAGAGUGAGAGCAAGGCGGGCAGUGGCAGUAGCAGGCCCAUGCGUCCCCCUGUAAGGCAUGCCUCGUUGAAUCUGAGAGAUGCUGUGGAUGAGUGGAGGGAUGGUCAUGAGGGGAAGGAUAAGAAGGAGGUUGGGGACAGGGAGCACGAUAGGAUGACAGCAUGUAAAAUCCGUCCUUCCAAGGCUUUGCGCCCCCCUGUUAGGCAUGCCUCUCUUGACAUGCGGCGAGCGGUGGACGAGUGGAGGGAGGUGCAGGAGGGGAGGGAGGGGAGGGAGGGGAGGGAGGGGAGGGAGGGGAGGGAGGGGAGGGAGGGGAGGGAUGGGAGGGAGAGGAGGGAUGGGAGGGAAGAGGACGGGCAGGACAAAAUAACUGAGCUGGUUACGAGGGAGUUACAGUGCCAAGGCAGUCGAUUGUUUGAGUCGACUCUCGAGUCGACUAAAAGGUUAGAGGGUCAAGGUAGCCGGUCUCUUGGGUCGACCCUUGAUUCGAUUCAAAGGUUAGAGGGUCAAGGAAGCCGAUCUUUUCCUGAGUUUCUGAAGCCACAACAGCCAUGGGACUUGGAUCUUUCAGAUUCCGAGCUUUCAGGGCCGGAACUACCUGGAUUAACCCCUGGCGGUGGUGCUCCUGCUGUGGCUGCUGCCUCUGCUGCCUCUGCUGCAAGGACUAGCGUUGACUCGUUUGACUUUCUUGGAAAGCCGGUUGUGAAAUCGAGAAUCGCGCUGAUCAAGGAGAAGAAGAAGAAGGAGGUGGGGCUUGAGAUUGUUCAUAAAGAGAAGAAAAAAGAAAAGGGGCGGAUUGGAAGGCAGAGGUCGCUGGAUGCAAGGGGCAGGGGGGCACUGGGAAGAGGAGGGUCGUGGGACUUGGGAGGAUGGGAUGAGGGAGCACAGAGAGCGGGCACAUUGCAAAUCGAUCCGAUUUUGGGCCUUGAGUUGAAUCCUGCACGUGAUUGGGGUGUUACUUUAGAAGAUUUUGAAGAAUCGGAGAAUCCUGGUUUUAAUCUUGGGCGUUUUGAGAAGCCUAAGAACAUAGGUUUUGGUCUUGAGCGUUGUCAAGAGGCGUCUCUUAUUGGGGAUGGUGGUGUUUUGUGGCAGGGCGAGAACGAGGGUCAAGUAGACAGGGGAGCUGGCAGGGGAGGUGAGGGAGGGGAGUGGGGGGAGAGGAGACAGCGAGACAGGCAGCUAGAGAGGCUAGGUCGACGGGGGUCGUUGGAUCUCGGCAGGAGCAUGGGGGGAGGGGAGGGUGGGAGAGGAGAGGGUAGGGGAGGCGGGCGGUGGGAGGGGGAGAAGAGAGUGGAAGAGUGGCUGUUCAAGUCACAAAGGGAUGGUCAGAUGUACCGCCAGUCUUCGGCUGCUUCUACUAGCGGUGCUGCCGCUGCCGCUGCUGCUGCUGCUGCUGCUGCUGCUGCUGGCGCUGGUGCUUCUACUGCUUCUGCAGCUGCUGCGGCUGCCGCUGCUGCUGCUGCCGCUGCUGUUGCGCCCGGAUUUAAGGAGCCCUGGUCUUAA
Molecule: messenger RNA, 2565 nt
Organism: Closterium sp. NIES-65
Lineage: Eukaryota; Viridiplantae; Streptophyta; Zygnematophyceae; Desmidiales; Closteriaceae
Source: the annotation of a GenBank genome assembly